Messenger RNA from Monoraphidium neglectum, 1005 nucleotides. RefSeq lists its product as hypothetical. Gene Ontology annotation, molecular function: 5'-nucleotidase activity. The record is from RefSeq and is a predicted model, not a curated record. The transcript has 12 exons. Lineage: Eukaryota; Viridiplantae; Chlorophyta; Chlorophyceae; Sphaeropleales; Selenastraceae. The coding region runs from base 1 to 1005 and encodes 334 amino acids.
AUGGACUACACGAUCGCCCAAUACAAGCCCAAGGCAUUUGAGGAGCUGGCUUACAGCGAGACCGUGGCCAAGCUGGUCAAGGUGUUUGGCUACCCCCCCUCCCUGUACCAGCUGGAGUUUGACUACGCCUUCAUGGUGCGGGGCCUCAUCGUGGACAAGAAGAGGGGCAACGUAAUCAAGGUCGACCGACACAAGUGCCUGACCAGUGCUGAGCGCGAUGAUGUCUACAACUGGGGGGCCGUGCGCGACGAGUUCGACGAGCCCGGCUACUCCAUGGUGGACACGCUGUUCAGCCUCGCGGAGAGCCACCUGUUCAGCCAGCUCGUGGAGAUCGCGGACAAGGACCCCCAGAGCAUCACCCACGGCACAGACUACCAGCUCAUCUGGCGAGACGUGCGGUCCGCUGUCGACCUCUGCCACAGGGAUGGCACCCUCAAGAGGGAGGUGGCCCUCAACCCGUCAAAGUACAUCCAUGACGACCCUCACCUUGUUCCCAUGCUGCGCAUGUACAAGCGCAGCGGCCGCAAGCUGUUCCUGGCCACAAACUCCCUUUGGGACUACACGCACGUGGUGAUGAACUACCUCUGCGGCGGCCUGGUGGGGCGGCGCAAGAGCGAGGAGUGGCUGCGGCUGUUUGACGUCGUCAUCGUGGGCUGCGCCAAGCCCGGUUUCUUUUCGGAGCGCCGCCCGCUGUUUGCUGUGGACCCGUCGGACGGCACCCUGCGCAACACGGACGGCGGCGCGCCAAUCAUCCCCAUCGGGCUCGACGACCUGCCUGCAGAGGCGCUGGGCAGCACCGCCAGCCAGCUCGACCUGCAGGAUGAGGACAAGGCACUGGUCUUCCAGGGUGGCAACUACAUUGACCUGCACAAAAUGCUGGGCAUAUCAAGCGGCACGGAGUGCCUGUACAUCGGUGACCACAUCUACGGCGACAUCCUGCGGUCAAAGAAGUCGCUGGGCUGGAGGACCAUGCUGGUGGGCCGCGGUGACGAGAACUUGCACUAG